This is a messenger RNA of Funneliformis caledonium, 161 nucleotides long. NCBI's taxonomy places the organism in Eukaryota, Fungi, Glomeromycota, Glomeromycetes, Glomerales, Glomeraceae. The record is from the annotation of a GenBank genome assembly.
AAUACAAAGAUAAUUAUAGUAAAAGUGAUGAUAAUUAUAAAGAUGAUGAUAAUAAUCAUGAUAAAGAUAACAAUAAUUACAAUGAUAAGAAUAUUUAUUAUAAUAAUGAUGCUGAUGAUGAUUAUAUAAACGAAGAUGAAAUAGAAAAAGAUUAUGAUUAA